GGUCACUCCUUGCAGAGAUGGACUACUUGCUUGUUGACUAGAAGUGCCUACUGAAGUUUGCUGGCGGACAGAGUCUAAUCUGGGUUCAAUCUACACUUCACAUCCUCUAUCCCGUGGGAGAUUAGGUGCGAUCAUCAGCAUCACGCACGACCAAACUCACUUGAUGUGCCCUGAACCAUCACGAUCCACGAACCUACCGUGAACUGCAGUGCCAGUGGCAGACCCCCGCGUCCUUAAUCUCAAAGAUUCAAUAAAAUCCCCCGCAUCAAUCGCCGGGAGCAACUGUUACUAUCGCCCCGACGACGAGAACAACAUCACCACGGUUCACGCCGCUAUAAAUUGACAACACAAGCAUCAUGACAAACUCAAUCCUCAACUCAUCCCUCAUGCAGCGUCCACGCAAGAUGAAGUGUCUAUCUUCCAUUUUCCUACCCUGCUUGCAGGCACGAAAGCUCCACCGUCAGCGACGGCAGGAUUACCAUGCCUCUUGGACAUGUGCAGGUAUCUCAGAACUUGCGCAGCCUACUGAGCCCUUCCCCGCCUACGAGCCCGAGAAGCAUCACCACGAGACAACAGAAUUAUCAGCUCUACCAGACCAGCCUCAAGAUGCUGUCACCAAGACCCCACAGAUGACACCGUCCAUCCGUCUUGUCAAUCCUGCGGACUCGGAGUGCUCAACCCUGGACGACCCGGAUGAGAAGCAGCCGCAAAGCGUCCAAGAUGAUACCGCUACGAAGCAGACCGGGACGCUCUCGGACGAUGACACUGACGUCGAUUCCAACUCUGAAAAGACCUCCCGUGUCAUUGACAUGAAGGUUGGCCCUCAGAAUGAAGAACUUCUCCCUCCCAAAGCCCAUCUGUCGCCUAAGAGCAAAGACGACAUUGAUCUUGAGCUGUCUAGCCGCCGCAUUCCCCGCAGCCCAGACAAAAAGCCUCGUCCUGCUAGCAUGGAUGUGCCUCCUAGCGCAGCAGCCAAACUGCCAGAGAUCAAGAGCCGUAUCAUUGAGGAUAUUCCCGAGGAUGUUGAAGAAGAGGACAAGCAGGAUGCAAACAUCAACCACGCUGCAGCUGCAGUGACAGACGAGAAAGUAAAGACAGAGGAAGAGCACGAUUCCGAGACUGCCACCACCAAGCCUACCAAGCGCACCUCAACCUGGCGUCUCAGCCAGCGCAAAUCGAUGAACGAGCUCUUCAACCUUCUCCAAUCCACCGCCGCAGCUGUCGCCGCCGCGCCCAAACUAUCUAACCUCAAAUUCGCCAUUCCUCCCAAAUCCCCUCUUUGCGCAUCUCCUACGAACGAGUCACCACACCAUUCAUACGUCUCAUCCGUCUCCUCCACGUCCAUCCGCCCACCCACCCCUCCUCCCAAAUCCCCCGUCCUCAGACCCAACAGCAGACCCCUCCCCGACCCAGCCCAGCUCUCAUCAUCCGCGCCACCCGUUUCAGGAACCAGCUUGGGAAGCCUCAGCUCAAGUCCUACGAAGAAGCAACGCCGAAUGGGCACUGCUGUCUUCCCUCUCCUGCCGUGCAAAUGGGCCGGUAUUCACGACGGUGACUCGGAGGAGAAGCACAGCAACGAUACUAACCGCAACAGCCAGACUCUUUUUCAGUAGCGACGGAGUUAGGUGUACCGGUUCAAGGCUUGUAUUUUGUUGGUGUGUAUGGUCCAUAUCGGAGGGUUUCGUGGGUGUUUUAAGGUCUGUUUUUGAUGCGGUGAUUGUGACUGAUUUGACUUGGGUUGACUGUUUCUUUUGAUUGGGAUACUUUCUUUUCUUUUGUAUUUUCUUUAUUUUUCUCUCUCGACCUUCUCUUUUCUUGUCUUCUUGUGUCUUUACUUUUCUGAUUCUGAAGAAGGGUCGAUGACUUAAUCCCAUCGGAUGCCACUAUCUACGCUGUCUGAAAAGCAAUUGAGGUAGGAGGAUCCGAUGGGAGUGGGUUUGUGUAUCACUACUAGCCAGAUCGGCCUGGUCACUUUCUCUCUUUCUUCUUACUUACUUUCUUUCUUUGUCUUUUUCUCAGGAUGAUACGAUACGAGGAG
Aspergillus costaricaensis CBS 115574 is the source of this 2038-nucleotide messenger RNA. RefSeq lists its product as uncharacterized. The coding region runs from base 357 to 1613 and encodes 418 amino acids. The record is from RefSeq and is a predicted model, not a curated record. The transcript has a single exon. NCBI's taxonomy places the organism in Eukaryota, Fungi, Ascomycota, Eurotiomycetes, Eurotiales, Aspergillaceae.